AUGGCGGGCGCAAAGAAACCCGUCAAUAUUUUUCAGCUCAAAAACCUGGGCGAUCCCAAACAGGUCUACAACUGGAGACUAUGGCUCGCCGUCGUCUCGUUCGGGCUCAUGGGCGCUGCUCGAGGUGUCGAUGAGGGCUUGAUCUCCGGCGCCUUCAACUCCAAGGAUUUCCAAAGAACCAUCAACUAUGAUUCGUACAGUAAGGUCGAGCAGACCAACAUCAAGGCCAAUGUCUCUGCUAUGGUCCAGAUUGGCUCCGUCGGCGGUGCUCUCUUUGCCUUCUUGGUUUGCGAUCGCAUCGGCCGUCUCUGGGCUACCCGCCAGCUCUGUGUCCUGUGGAUCGUCGGUAUUGCUAUCUUCAUGGGAGCGAACGGCAACCUGGGUGCUAUCUAUGCUGGCCGCUUCGUUGCUGGUUUGGGUGUCGGCCAAACCGUUGUGGUCGGUCCUGUGUAUCUUGCGGAAAUCGCCCCCGCAUCGGUCCGUGGUCUCUGUACCUGUGUCUUCACUGGCUUUGUCUACCUUGGUAUCGUCCUUGCCUACUUCACCAACUAUGGCUGCCAGGUGAACCUCGGAGAUAACACACACAAGCGUUGGGAAGUGCCCACCAGUCUGCACAUCAUCUUCGCCGGACUGAUCUUCCUCCUUUCCUUCACCCAGUAUGAGUCCCCUCGCUACCUGGUCAAGAAAGGGGAGUAUGAGGCGGCUCUGAAGAACUUGUCGCGCGUCAGAAAUCUCCCAGAGGACCACGAGUACGUUGUCGAGGAGAUGACUGCCAUCCGGAACUCGCACGAGGCUGAGAUGGAAGCUACGAUGGGAUCCGGUCCUAUGGGAGUGAUCAAGGAGGCCUUCCUGGUUCCCAGCAACCUGUACCGUCUGUACCUCGCCCUGAUGGCCCAGCUCCUGUCCCAGUGGUCCGGUGCCGGUUCGAUCACUCUGUAUGCGCCCGACCUGUUCGCCUUGCUCGGCAUCACCGGGUCGAACGAAUCGCUCCUGAUCACCGGUAUCUUCGGUAUCGUCAAGUUGGUUGCCGCCAUCAUUUGCGCGCUGUUCCUGGUAGAUGUCAUUGGCCGCAAGCGCUCGCUGCUUAUCGGUAUCACAUUCCAGGCGAUCUCCAUGAUCUACGUGGCCGGCUUCCUCACCAGUGUCCCGGAGAUGGGCGUCGUGGACGACUUCGAGCUCCCGGCAGACAAGCUGGGCCCCAGCCGAGGCGCGAUCGCGAUGAUCUACAUCUCCGGAUUCGGCUGGGCCCUCGGCUGGAACUCCAUGCAGUAUCUCCUCACCGCGGAGCUGUUCCCCCUGCGCAUCCGUGCCCUCGCCACUUCCCUGGCCAUGACCCUGCACUUUGUCAACCAGUACGGUAACUCGCGUGCGGUGCCGAACAUGCUCCUCGGCACCGACCACGGCGGUAUCUCCCCGAUGGGGACCUUCUGGUUCUUCGCCGCGGUGACCAUCAUCGGCUGGUUCUGGGUCCUGUUCACCGUCCCCGAGACGGCCGGCCGCAGCCUGGAGACCAUUGACCGGCUGUUCGAGCUGCGUGGUACAAGAUCGGUCUGUACGGUGCCCGGGAUGCCGAGCAGCGCGACAUGA
Molecule: messenger RNA, 1587 nt
Organism: Aspergillus nomiae NRRL 13137
Lineage: Eukaryota; Fungi; Ascomycota; Eurotiomycetes; Eurotiales; Aspergillaceae
Product: putative MFS quinate transporter
Exons: 4
Coding region: 1-1587 (528 amino acids)
Biological process (GO): carbohydrate transport; transmembrane transport
Cellular component (GO): membrane
Molecular function (GO): carbohydrate:proton symporter activity
Source: RefSeq, a predicted model, not a curated record